Molecule: messenger RNA, 1389 nt
Organism: Ostreobium quekettii
Lineage: Eukaryota; Viridiplantae; Chlorophyta; Ulvophyceae; Bryopsidales; Ostreobiaceae
Source: the annotation of a GenBank genome assembly
AUGCCACGCUUCGUGCUGCGCGUCACGCUUAAGGCCGACCUCCUGGGGCUGGGCUUCGAGCAAAAGGUGCAGCUGUUCGCGUGGGGCAGGGAUGAGGACCCCACAGCGCUGCAGCGGGCCCCGCGGGUGGCGGACGACGACCCCCUGAUCGCGGAGCUCAGGUGCAGGGUGGAGAGCGACGGCAUCACGGUGGAGCGCAUGAGCUUGGGUGGGGAGAAAUGCGACGACGCGUUCUUGCGCCGCUGGCUGACGGCCAAAGGCCGCGACGUCGGCGUGGCGACGGACGCCAUACAGGCGCACGCGGAGUGGAGGCUCAAGUACGUGCCAUGCGGAAGGAUCACCGAGGAGGAGAUCUCUGGAGAGUUGGCUGCGAAGAAAGCGUACUUGCAAGGCUGCGACGACAAGGGGCGGCCCCUCAUCAUCUUCAUGGGCAGCAAGCACACAUUGGCUGACAGAAAUGUGGACGAGACUCAGCGUUUGAUAUGUUACACCAUGGACAAUGCUGGACUGAUGUCAGACAGUUCAGAAGGCGGCGAUGGCAAAGUGUACUGCCUCUUCGACCUGACUGGAUUGCGAAUGGAGAACCUUGAUGCCCAGGGAUUUUCAGCCAUCUUUGACGUUCUUGAGAAACACUACCCUGAGAGGCUUGCGGUGCUGUGGUUCCUCAACGCACCAUUCCUGUUCUGGGGCGUGUGGCGACUGAUCAGCCCGUUUGUCAAUGAGCACACACGGCAGAAGAUCCAGUUUGUGAGUGGCAGGGGGAGCAACACCCCCUUGAAAGACCUGUUGCCUCUCAACAUCCUCCCAAGUCGCUAUGGUGGGCUGGGGGAACUUGUGGCAGCUGACGAUGCUGUUCAGGCUCUGUUAGAUCAGCAAGAAGAGUUGCCGAGCCUCUCCCCUAUUCUUACAGAGGUUGGUGACCGCAGUCCCAGAGUUGGGACACCUGUCAGGAGAGUUAACUUGCGGAAUUGGCUGAUCAGAUGGAGAGGAUCUGGUAGAUUUGGGAGCCGUCCUGGAAGCCCUGGCAGAAGGAGAGCCAAUCUCAGGAUUUGGGCGGGGAACAGAUGGAGGGACAUUCGCAACAACCCUGUGGCAAGGUUGUUUGGUGUCCAUGUCAACAGCUGGGUGGGCUUCUUGGGACCAAAGUUGAAUAGGCACAAGGAAGGAUAUGAGGGGCAGUAUGGUGCGCGCCGACGCCGGCUCGCUGAGCUGAGGAAAUCGAUUAUCAGGCGUGAGCCAACAGGACAUAUUCGGAUUAUGGAUCGCCGGGUCCCUGUGCGUGCAAUCGUCGUUCGCGUUCUAAUUGCAGAGUUGCUUAUCAUUGUUCUGAAUCGGGCUCGCUUUGCAGCUUUCAGUGCAUUUGGCUGGGGCCAAUUGCCCUUGACGUGA